This is a messenger RNA of Pongo pygmaeus (Bornean orangutan), 936 nucleotides long. Its product is annotated as olfactory receptor 13D1-like. The coding region runs from base 1 to 936 and encodes 311 amino acids. The transcript has a single exon. The record is from RefSeq and is a predicted model, not a curated record. Gene Ontology annotation, molecular function: olfactory receptor activity; G protein-coupled receptor activity. Lineage: Eukaryota; Metazoa; Chordata; Mammalia; Primates; Hominidae. Gene Ontology annotation, cellular component: membrane. Gene Ontology annotation, biological process: G protein-coupled receptor signaling pathway.
AUGGAAAGGACCAAUUGGACAGAGAUAGAGUUCAUUCUGCAAGGACUUUCAGAGUACCCAAGAGCUGAAAAAUUCCUUUUCGUGAUGUGCUUAGUGAUGUACCUGGUGAUUCUCCUAGGGAAUGGCACCUUGAUCAUUCUGACACACCUGGAUGCUCGUCUCCACACACCCAUGUACUUCUUCCUUGGGAAUCUUUCCUUCCUAGACAUUUGGUACACAUCCUCCUCCAUCCCCUCAAUGCUGAUACACUUCCUAUCAGAGAAGAAAACUAUCUCCUUCACUAGAUGUGUGAUUCAAAUGUCUGUCUCUUACACUAUGGGAUCCACCGAGUGUGUGCUUCUAGCAGUGAUGGCAUAUGACCGCUAUGUGGCCAUCUGCAACCCUCUGAGAUACCCCAUCAUCAUGGGCAAGGCACUUUGUAUUCAGAUGGCGGCUGUCUCUUGGGGACUAGGCUUUCUCAACUCAUUGACAGAAACUGUUCUUGCAAUACGGUUGCCCUUCUGUGGAAAAAAUGUCAUUAAUCAUUUUGUUUGUGAAAUAUUGGCCUUUGUCAAGCUGGCUUGCACAGAUACUUCCUUGAAUGAGAUUAUUAUAAUGUUGGGCAAUGUAAUAUUUUUGUUUUCUCCAUUACUGCUGAUUUGUAUCUCCUACAUCUUUAUCCUUUCUACUGUACUAAGAAUCAAUUCAGCUGAAGGAAGGAAAAAGGCCUUUUCUACAUGCUCAGCCCACAUGACAGUGGUGAUUGUGUUUUAUGGGACAAUCCUCUUCAUGUACAUGAAGGCAAAGUCCAAAGACUCUGCUUUUGACAAACUGAUUGCCCUGUUCUACGGCAUAGUCACCCCCAUGCUCAAUCCUAUCAUCUAUAGCCUGAGGAAUACAGAGGUGUAUGGAGCUAUGAGGAAAUUAAUGAGUAGACCCUGGUUCUGGAGGAAAUGA